Messenger RNA from Rana temporaria (common frog), 2144 nucleotides. It is a transcript of the gene FST, whose product is annotated as follistatin. Gene Ontology annotation, molecular function: activin binding; protein binding. Gene Ontology annotation, biological process: negative regulation of activin receptor signaling pathway; regulation of BMP signaling pathway; cell differentiation. The coding region runs from base 717 to 1751 and encodes 344 amino acids. The transcript is spliced from 6 exons. NCBI's taxonomy places the organism in Eukaryota, Metazoa, Chordata, Amphibia, Anura, Ranidae. The record is from RefSeq and is a predicted model, not a curated record.
CUGUCUGCAUACUUGACUGUCUGAGCCAGGAGAAGGAGAAGAAUAGACAUUGUACAGGGGGCAAGCCUUUGACUCCAACAAUCCCCAUUUUCCGUUAAGUAAUCGUUCUGUAUAAAAGGAAAUAUCGCCUACUCAGUUUCAUUGAGGGCUGCCAACAAAUGUUCUCCGCCAACCAGGGAGGGGGGGAAGAAUAGCAGGCUUUAAUAAAGUGGCCCUAUAGAAGUUCAUUAUCUAGGGGGGCAAUCUUGGAAGGAGACCGCCUACGUUGUCCAAACUUUUUUUUUUUUUUUUUUUUCUGAGAAAAGUCCCAUAAGGUUGAAGUUGCGCUUUAUUAUCGCUCCGGGGAUUUAGCGGCUCCUCGUGUCUCGGGCGCUCCGCUGGGCGCUCCUCCUGGCACUCAGCAAGCAGCCAGAUUGGAAGGACACCUCCCGGCCAUUGGUGCUACAGGGAGCGCGGAAGGUACACCGUGUCACCUGAUUCACUCUGAAUUUCUCAACUACAGAAAAAAAAAAAAGAAGAAGAAGAAGGAUCUCCACCCCCCAAACACUCACACACACAUCGGGAGACCGCCCACCGCAGACAGCUAAGACCCCCUUAUAGAUUUAAAGAGAGACUGCAUAGCCCCGACGUUCAUUCAAUAGAGCGAUCGCCGCAGCAAGCGUGUCUCUUCCACCCGACUUCUCCCCAGCAGCAGCAGCAGCAACAUAAAUCCCAGGAUGUUAAAUCAGAGAAUCCGCCCGGGCUUGCUUGUCCUCCUCACCCUCUGCCUCUGUCAUUACAUGGAAGAUCACAUCGUGCACGCUGGGAACUGCUGGCUUCAGCAAUCCAAGAACGGCCGCUGCCAGGUCCUCUACAGGAUGGAUCUGACCAAGGAUGAGUGCUGCAAGACUGGGAGGCUGGGCACCUCGUGGACGGAGGAAGAUGUACCCAACAGUACCCUCUUCAAAUGGAUGAUCUUCAAUGGGGGGGCGCCACAUUGCAUCCCCUGCAAAGAGACAUGCGAGAAUGUUGACUGUGGUCCCGGAAAGAAAUGUAAGAUGAACAAGAAGAACAAGCCACGCUGUGUGUGCGCCCCAGACUGCUCCAACAUCACCUGGAAGGGCCCCGUCUGUGGCCUGGAUGGAAAGACCUACAAGGACGAAUGUGCCCUACUCAAGGCCAAAUGUAAAGGAGUGCCCGAACUGGAUGUGCAAUACCAAGGCAAAUGCAAAAAAACCUGCAGAGACGUGUUAUGUCCCGGGACGUCCACCUGCGUGGUGGAUCAGACCAAUAAUGCCUAUUGUGUGACGUGCCACCUCAACUGUCCGGAACCCACAUCGUCUGACCAGUACUUGUGCGGCAAUGAUGGCAUCACCUAUGCCAGUGCAUGUCACUUGAGGAAGGCCACCUGCCUGCUAGGCAGAUCUAUUGGACUGGCGUAUGAGGGAAAAUGCAUCAAAGCUAAGUCAUGUGAAGACAUCCAUUGCAGCAUGAGCAAGAAAUGUCUAUGGGACAGUAGAGUGGGCAGAGGACGCUGCGCCGCGUGUGACGAUACCUGUCCAAACAGCAAGUCUGAUGAAGCCGUUUGUGCCAGUGAUAACACCACCUACCCAAGCGAGUGCGCCAUGAAACAGGCAGCCUGCUCCUUGGGAAUACUUUUGGAAGUCAAACACAACGGAUCUUGCAACUCCAUUAAUGAAGAACCGGAGGAAGAGGAUGAAGAAGAGGAUCCAGACUACAACAGCGUCUCUCUAUCUUCCGUCCACUGGUAAAACUGUUGGAACAGCCUUUCCGGGCAAGGAUUAAAGGGGCUGUCUGCCCAAAACUGAUAUUUCAGUUAUGGGUGGGUUUUUGGUGGGCUGGAUUGCCUAAUGUCUUUUUAUAUCUCGUUGUGGCUCCAGUGGGGAGAUCUUCUGCAUUCUUUAGUAUUCAUUGAGUCUUCCUGAGGUACAGGGGGAGUUUUCAUCAUGGCCACAACAGGCAUUUAUGGUCAUGAGUGCAGGAAUCUCAACAGUGGAAUCCAAGAAAGGUACAAGAAGCUGGAAAGGUGAUUUCGCCCCCCCUGGCUUCUACACAAAAUUGAAAUAUCAGUUUUGGGUGGACUGGCCCUUUAAUGUCCAUACUGUACAUAGGUGUAUGCUUAUUUAUUUUGAAGAAGAAAAAAG